AUGAAUGUGAGCAAAAUGGUCGGCACUGGGAUUUUUUCUACUCCUUCCUCUGUUUUCGAGGGAACCGGUUCUAUUGGUCUCGGUCUGUUCUACUGGGUGAUAGGGUUUGCCGUCGCUGCAAGCAUGCUCUCCGUCUACCUUGAAUUCGCUUCUUACUUUCCAAGUCGAUCUGGAUCAGAAGCGGUCUACCUGGAGCAAGCAUAUCCUCGUCCUAGAUACUUUUUCCCUACCGUCUUCGCGGUGCAGACUGUGGUAUUCUCUUUCAGUAGUAGCAAUGCGAUUGUUUUGGCCAAUUACCUCUUUAGACUUGCAGAGUCGGAGCCUACAGCUUGGCAAUCCAAAGGAGUUGCUCUUGCGUCGUAUACAGUCGCGGUUUUAGCCGUCUCCUUUAACACGAAAUGGUCUCUACAGCUCUCCAAUGCCCUCGGCUGGGUAAAGCUCAUUACAUUGAUCUUCAUCGCAAUUGCUGGGCUUGUUGUGCUCGGUGGCAACGUUUCGUCUAUCACGGACUCAACGGCUCAUUUCCGAAAUGCUUUUGAAGGAACCUCUAACGCAACAGUAUAUGGAGCCACUAACUCUCUCAUCAACGUGAUGUUCUCCUACCAGGGCUACGAGAACGCCUUUAACCUAGUGAACGAGGUCAAGAACCCCGUCAAGACGCUCAAGUGGAGCACCCCUGCCUCACUCAUCACAGUCGGUAUUCUAUACAUGCUGGCUAAUAUCGCCUACGUUGCUGCUGCGAGUAAGCAGGAGAUUGUCGAGUCCGAAAUCAACGUCGCCAGUCUCUUCUUCCAAAAGGUCUUUGGAGGUGGCGGUGCAUCUCGCGCCCUAAACUUCUUGAUCUGUGUCAGCGCUUUCGGUAACCUGCUCGUUGUUCUCAUCGGACAGUCUCGAAUGCUGCGAGAGUGUGGCAGACAAGGUGUCCUACCGUUCACAAGAUUCUGGACCUCCACUCGCCCCUUUGGAACUCCGCUAGGGCCGUACUGGCUAAAAUGGGCUCUAACGGCCAUCAUGAUCCUAGCUCCUCCAGCCGGUGACGCAUUCAAUUUCGUGGUCGACCUGGGAAUCUAUCCACAAAGCAUGUUUAACUUCUUCCUCGCAGUCGGCCUCUUGUUCACCAGGAGACACCGGAAGCGCCUCAACAUUCCCAGAACAGAAUGGCACGCCUGGGAUAUCGUCGUCUACUUCGCAAUUCUUGCCAACCUCUAUCUGCUCGUAGCGCCCUGGUACCCGCCAGCAGGAGGUGCAAAUGGAGGGGACGUGAGCUUCUGGUAUGGCACGUACGUCGUCGUUGGAAUUUCUCUUAUCGGUCUCUGCGGUGUCUACUAUUGGGUCUACAUGAAGGUAUUACCGCACUUCGGGGGCUACCAAUUCCGCCAAACAAUCAUAACUGGGCCAGCGGGCGAGACAUCUCAUAAAAUGGUUAAGGUGCCUAAUGAUGAACUUGCGAGGUGGGAUGAGGAGCAUGAUGCUGCAGGGAGGCUUCGGAGAAGGGCUAACGCUCACAAGACGGAGCAGCCUCUGGAGGCUUAA
Aspergillus nidulans FGSC A4 is the source of this 1533-nucleotide messenger RNA. Its product is annotated as high affinity methionine permease. Bases 1 to 1533 code for a protein of 510 amino acids. Gene Ontology annotation, molecular function: transmembrane transporter activity. The record is from RefSeq and is a predicted model, not a curated record. NCBI's taxonomy places the organism in Eukaryota, Fungi, Ascomycota, Eurotiomycetes, Eurotiales, Aspergillaceae. Gene Ontology annotation, biological process: L-alpha-amino acid transmembrane transport; transmembrane transport. The transcript is spliced from 8 exons. Gene Ontology annotation, cellular component: membrane.